Macroventuria anomochaeta is the source of this 1744-nucleotide messenger RNA. Its product is annotated as FAD/NAD(P)-binding domain-containing protein. The record is from RefSeq and is a predicted model, not a curated record. The transcript is spliced from 2 exons. NCBI's taxonomy places the organism in Eukaryota, Fungi, Ascomycota, Dothideomycetes, Pleosporales, Didymellaceae. The coding region runs from base 140 to 1669 and encodes 509 amino acids.
CUACGAUUCUUGCUUGACAUCUUCAUCCCAAGUCAAGCCUUCAUCAGAGAUCGACUGCGAUCCUUAAUCCCACAUUUCGUACCUGCGCAACCUGCAGUCAGCAUUGGCAACAACAGGGAUCGCACAACACAGGCCCACCAUGAACGGCCACGCCACCACCACCGAAAAGCACACCGCAGGCUACGCCGACAACGAAACACACCUCGACGUCCUCAUCGUUGGCGCCGGCAUCUCGGGUGUCAACGCCGCCUAUCACGUGCAAACCGAACUUCCGACAUCCUCCUAUGCAAUCCUCGAGGCCCGUCAUGAGCUUGGCGGCACCUGGUCGCAAUUCAAGUACCCUGGCGUGCGCUCCGACUCGGAUCUACACACACUGGGCUUCAAGUUUCACCCAUGGAAAGCGCGCAACCCCAUUGCGACGGGCGACAACAUCCUUGCGUACCUGCAAGAAACGGUGCACAAGUUCGACAUCGAGAAGCGCAUUCGGUACAAUCAGAAAGUCGCGAGCGCGGACUGGAGCUCCGAGCAGCAGCGAUGGCAGGUGCAGGUCGACGUCGGCCGCGGUGAGGAGAAGAAGAGGGUCGUGUACUGGACAAAGUGGAUGAUUCUGGGUACCGGAUACUACAGCUACGAGAAGCCCAUGUUCGCGCACAUUCCUGGCCUGGCGGACAACUUCAAAGGCCAGACGAUUCACCCUCAGUUUUGGCCUGAAAACUUGGACUACAAGGGCAAGAAGGUAGUUAUCAUUGGCAGUGGAGCCACGGCUAUUACGCUGCUCCCUGCGCUCGUGGAGGGCGGCGUAGGUCAUGUCACGCAGUUGCAGAGGAGCCCGAGUUACAUUGUCGGUUUGCCGCAGCCGGGCAACAACUCGACACCGCCGCUGUGGCAGAGGCUGCUGCCGCAGUGGAUGGUGUUGAAGUGGAAGCGCUUCCAAUUCACCCUCGUCGCCAUUCUCCUCUAUUACUUCUGCAUCCACUUCCCCAACGCCGCCGCCAACUUCAUCCGCGGCGCCGCAAAGAAGCAACUGCCCCCCGACUUCCCCAUCGACCCGCACUUCAAGCCUGGCUACAACCCCUGGGAGCAGCGCCUGUGUCUGUGCCCCGACGGCGACUUCUUCAAAUGCUUCAAUAGCGGACACGCGAGCAUCGUCACCGACACCAUCCAGAACGUUGUCAGCGACGGCAUACUGUUGAACGGUGGCGAGAAGCUGGACGCAGACAUCAUCAUCACGGCCACAGGCCUCAAUUUAAGAUUCUUGGGCGGCAUUGAUUUGGCUGUUGAUGGCAAGAAAGUCGACGUCCCCAGCGAAUACAUGUGGCGCUUCGCCAUGCUCUCCAACGUUCCCAACCUCGGACAAAUCAUCGGGUACUGGAACGCGUCCUGGACACUUGGCUCGGACACCGUCAGCCGCCUCUUCACCCGCGUGAUCAAGCAUAUGAGUGAGAACGGUUACACGGCAGCCAUCCCCACUAUCAGUGAGGAGGAGAAGAAGAACCCCCAGAGUGUGAGUCCGUUGAGUAGCACGUAUGUGAAGAACAAUUUGAGCAAGUUGCCGAAGUGUGGUAACACUGGGCCGUGGACGCCACGGGAGUAUUAUUUCAAGGAUAGUUGGAAGGCUAAGCAUUGCGAUUUGAAUGAUGGGAUGAGGUUUGAGAAGGUCAGCACAUAGAUGUCAUUGAGAUAGAUAGGAAACCAAUUCGCGUACUGUAUCCUGUAUCUGCUGAACAGAGCUGCGUUACCUGUG